GCUGGAGCUUCGAAUUCCGCAGCCGGCGCAUGCGCCGAGAGAGUGUGUGCCUUAAAAAAAAACAACCCCCAAGGUUGAGGGACUAUGACCAUGUUGUUGCUGCCGCCGCGACUUCUGUAGCUACUGAGGUGCUUCCCUCCCCGCCCCUAAAGCAGGGAAGCUGGUACAUGGAGUCUGCCCCUGGUGCAGCAGAGGAGCCACAGCUCAGGCACGUAGAAAAGGAUGUUUUGAUUCCAAAAAUGAUGAGAGAGAAGGCCAGGGAACUAUGUUCUGAUAAAGUACAAGCCUUCACCAAAUGUUGCCAGGAUUCAGGCAUUCUGAUGGUGGUAAAAUGCAGAGAAGAAAAUGCAGCCCUGAAAGAAUGCGUCACUGGCUACUACAAUGAUCCAUCCUUUUAUGAAGAAUGCAAGGCUGAAUAUUUGAAGCAAAGGGAAGAGUUCAGAGAAACAGGAAAUCGUCGAAAGCAGCAGAGGCUUCCUACAAGCAUGUAGUCAAAGUCUUAAAUGUUUUGGCUGACACUUUAACUUUAUAUACCUUUGAUAUCAUGGAAUUGAAUAGAUCUUACAAUCACUUUUCCCUAACCCAAUCUUGCUGAAAUAAAUGGAGCUUGUAUGCUUUCAUAUUGUAAUACAGGAAGCCAGAAGGCGUGAUCCUCUGCUUAAAAACCUCAAAUGAAAAGUCUUCCAAGGAAGGUAAACUAUUCCAGUUCAGUUUUACACUUUUAUUCACAGUAGAAGCAAUUUUCCAGGCACCUUAAGCUAAAUUUAUACUCAUUUUUUUCAGGAUACCGCAUUUCUAAAAGCUCUGAUGUCAUAUGUAACAUCAGGCAUGAGGGCAGGUAGAAAGGGCUGCAGAAAGCGGGAUAAGCUGAUGAGUGGAGAGUUGACUCUUCAGUUCUGCUUGGGAACUGGCUCAUGUGCCCAAAUUCUGCACACCAGCUGAUGCUGAAGUAUACUACAAGCCCUGCUCCAACUUACCAGGGUUUCGCAGAAGCUGUACUGAUUUGUGUAUACGCCAAGCAUGGCAAUCUAAUCCUCACUUCCUCUUGCAGUCUCCCCACCCUGGUUUUUAUUCAUAAGGCCAUGAACUGUGAAGGAAAAUAAAGUCAAGAUACAUUCAAAUGUCCAUUGAGGUUUUCCUCCCAUCUCUUCAGGGGAAGCCCCUUUAAUUGAGAUGAACUUACUAGCAGGGCAAAAAGGCACUGAGUGUCUUGUUUUGGAGUGCAAAUAAGAGAGCAAGAGGAUCAGUGUAAAAAGGGGGUGUGGAACAGCAGCCUCCACAUGUUUGAAUGCAACACCCAUUGUUACCAAGGAUUGGCCAGACUGGCUGGGGCUAAGUGGAGUUUGGAGUUCAUCAUCAUCUGGACAGUCACAACUUUCCCUUUCUGAUGUAAAGGAAAAGCAGGGGGGGGGGAAAUGUAGAAGUGCAGGAUAGGAAAGUGUAAAAGUGCUGUUAAUUAAUGGCAUGAUACUGUAAACCUGACUGUCCAGACAGGAAGUAUCGCUAUACUAACUACACAAAAUAAAAGGUUUGUUUUAACAUU
Podarcis muralis (Common wall lizard) is the source of this 1543-nucleotide messenger RNA. RefSeq names its product C-X9-C motif containing 1 (gene CMC1). NCBI's taxonomy places the organism in Eukaryota, Metazoa, Chordata, Lepidosauria, Squamata, Lacertidae. Gene Ontology annotation, cellular component: mitochondrion. The record is from RefSeq and is a predicted model, not a curated record.